CUCACAUGGUAACUCGGCACGUGAAAGCAUGAGAGUGGGCUGCUGUGGCUGUCGUUGAGUGUUGGAAACCAUGUAUAAGUUCAGAUGAAUGAACGACUGUGGGCAGCACCAGCCCCUCGCAAGAAGCUUUUCCCACUGGCAUCGAUAUCGCUAAUGUCUGGAUGUAAAGUGGCUCUAAAAUCUUAUCUGCCUAGCCAUUUUCCACUUGUGAAUUAGCAGCUCACCAGGAGACGUGCGGUAGCCUACUGCAGCCCCAUCAUUUCGAAGUGCAUAAUCUCUCCCACUUCAUUUGGCAGAUAUAGCCAUGGCAGGACGAGGCAGAGGACGAGGCCAACUGACUUUCAAUGUCGACGCCCUUGGUAUCAAAAGAGGAGAGGCCCUGCCUCCGACAAUGAACAAGCCCUCUCCCCUGUUUCCUCCUAUGCAGUUCCAGCCAGUGCCUUUGCAGACGGGAGAGGCAGUGGAGUAUAUGCUCGCCCUCAAGCAAGAGCUCAGAGCUUCUACAAAAAACCUGCCAUUUCACAUUGUUCCUGCUAAACCCAAGAGGGAUGUAGAAAGAUACACCGACAAGUACCAGACCUCGGAACCCAAGAAUAACACCAUUGAGUGGACCCCAGACUGGAAUCGACUGCCGAAGGAACUUUGCAUCAAAGUUCGAGAGCCCCAAAAAGCCAAGGCGCGUCCUCCGAUGAAGAGGAAGCUGAAGAAGGAAGUGGGGAAAGAGGAGAUUAUCGAGAAACUAGAGACGCUGGAAAAGAAAGAAGCGGAAGGGAAGUCUGACGAAGAGGAGGAAAACGAAGGGAACAAAAAAAAGAAAAGCGAGGAAGACGAAGAGCCGGAAGAGGAGAAUGAUUAUGAUGAUGAAGACAUUGAAGAUGAAACGGAUUACAUCAUGUCCUACUUUGACAACGGAGAAGACUUCGGUGGAGACAGUGAUGACAAUAUGGACGAAGCCAUAUACUGAAGUCUCUGUAAAUCUUCUCUCUCUGGGUUUUACCUGUUUACCUUUAACAUAAAGUAGACAACCAAUUGUUUACAAGGUGUUCUGACCAAUCAGAUUCAAGCGGACAGGCAUGGCAGGACACUAUAACACCUUUUGUAAGGUGAGCUGCUACAAUCCAUCAUACUUGACUGUGGCAAGUGUGCUCAGCUGCUAACACAUAACCAUAGUGUUCAUCAAUACUUUCAGUUAGCUAAGAGUAUAAUCUUGCUGUGAGCUGGAGUGUGGUACGUUUUUCAGUUAGGAGAUCGUUCUUUGAGGCAGCCAUUGAUCAUUGUUCCUCUAGUACCAAAGCCAGCUUGGGGUUGGACCAGAACAGGAGUUUUAUUCUGAGAUUGCAUCUGGCAAAGUCACGCAGAUUCACACUGCAGAAUUUAUUUUAUGUGCCUGGAUUUUUUUUUAUUUUAUUUUUUAUGAAUCUUUAUGAUCUUUUAUGAACCACUAAUAAUGUCAUUUUAAAAAAAGAAAAACGGUUUAAAAUUGUUAUUUGUUUUAUUUGUUCUGUCAUAAGUCAUGUCAUUGUUUUAAAAAGAAAUGAUACCAAUCCCUGUAUAAUGGCAGUCUGUUUUGUCAGAUAUUGGACGUCAUCUAAGCAGUAGGGGGCGAUCUCUGUCUUUCAGCAUGUAGAAGCUGUACUAAUGACACAAAUGUGACUCUGCACUUUGCAUGAAAGUAUAGACGAGCAUCAAUAUGAAGUUAGUGAAAACAACAAUGCUAUUGGACAGUAAAAUGUACCAUUAAACUGUUCUCAGGCCUUA
Sardina pilchardus (European sardine) is the source of this 1758-nucleotide messenger RNA. RefSeq names its product DNA-directed RNA polymerase III subunit RPC7-like. Gene Ontology annotation, biological process: transcription by RNA polymerase III. The record is from RefSeq and is a predicted model, not a curated record. Lineage: Eukaryota; Metazoa; Chordata; Actinopteri; Clupeiformes; Clupeidae. The coding region runs from base 305 to 964 and encodes 219 amino acids. The transcript has 8 exons. Gene Ontology annotation, cellular component: RNA polymerase III complex.